AUGCCUUACUUUGUGAAGCAGUUGGGGUUGGCUGAGGAAUUUCAGCUGCCGCUCUUUCUGCACGACCGCAAUACUGGGGGGGAUUUCCUCAAGGUGCUCGCGCAGCAUCGUCAGCGCUUUAAGGGCGGGGUUGUGCACAGCUUCACCGGAUCCAAGGAGGAUCUGGAACGGCUGCUUGAACUUGGACUUUUUAUCGGCGUGAAUGGCUGCAGCUUAAAGGGGGAGGAUAAUCUUGCUGUUGCGAAGGCCAUUCCACUGGAUCGACUCAUGAUCGAAACCGACGGGCCAUGGUGCGAGAUACGCAGCACACACGCCUCCCACAAAGUUUUGCAGGAGGUGGCAAAGUGCGGCGGGGUCUCGGAAGCAUUGCUAAGCCCCUACUACCCCGCGUGUCGCAGGGAAAAGUUUCAGGAGGGGGCGGUUGUCAAAUCGAGGUGUGAACCGUGUCACCUGCUGCAGGUGUUGGAGGUGCUCUACGGGCUCCAUCGCGGCGAGGUGGCGUCCCUGGAGAGCCUGGCUGCCACUAUUUACAGCAACACCCGAAAGCUCUUCCCUUUUCGGCCACACGACUUGGAGGCGUAG
This is a messenger RNA of Trypanosoma conorhini, 582 nucleotides long. Its product is annotated as tatD related deoxyribonuclease. Gene Ontology annotation, cellular component: cytosol. The transcript has a single exon. The coding region runs from base 1 to 582 and encodes 193 amino acids. Lineage: Eukaryota; Euglenozoa; Kinetoplastea; Trypanosomatida; Trypanosomatidae. Gene Ontology annotation, molecular function: 3'-5'-DNA exonuclease activity. The record is from RefSeq and is a predicted model, not a curated record.